Molecule: messenger RNA, 1391 nt
Organism: Solanum dulcamara
Lineage: Eukaryota; Viridiplantae; Streptophyta; Magnoliopsida; Solanales; Solanaceae
Product: WAT1-related protein At1g09380-like
Exons: 7
Coding region: 42-1199 (385 amino acids)
Cellular component (GO): plasma membrane
Molecular function (GO): transmembrane transporter activity
Source: RefSeq, a predicted model, not a curated record
CAGUUUUUAGUGAUUCUUCAUAUAUAUUUUCUUGCACUAAAAUGAAGAAAACGGGUAAUGAUUUGUUGCCAUUCAUUGCAAUGGUGAUUGUACAACUAGGCUAUGCUGGGUCAAAUGUUGUGACAAAACUAGUCAUGGAUACUGGUAUGGACCCUUUCGUCCAGACAGCAUACAGACCCAUAUUUGCCACCAUUUCAAUUGCGCCCUUUGCUUACUUCUUGGAAAGGAAAACAAGACCAAGGUUGACACUAUCUGUACUUUUUCAAAUUUUCUUGUGUUCCAUCGUUGGAAUAACUGCAAACCAAUAUACAUUUUGUAUUGGGUUAAAAUAUACCACUCCGACUAUUGUUUGCGCCCUCGAUAAUCUUAUCCCAGCAUUCACUUUUCUCCUAGCCGUCCUAUUCGGGCUUGAAAAAUUGGGACUGAGAAGUAUGGCAGGACAAGCCAAGUUGAUUGGAACUAUAGUGUGUGUUGGAGGGGCUAUGUUAUUGUCAUUUUAUCGUGGACCUGUAGUGAUUGGCCAAUUGGGAUUUCACUGGAAAUUUGCUGAAAGCAGUACUGACGACAAGGAUAUUAAUUCUACACAUACCAAUUUCCUUUUGGGACCCUUUAUACUCAUAAUCAGCAGUGUUACCUAUGCAUUAUGGUUAAUCAUACAAGCAAGAGUGAACGACAAGUAUGCAGCUCCAUACUCUAGCACCCUUUUGAUGUUCUUCAUGGCAAGUUUCCAGUGCAUGAUCAUCAGCUUUUGUGUCGUACCAAAAGCUUCUGAAUGGGCUUUAACUCCCAUAAGAGCUAUCUCUGUUGUUUAUAAUGGAACUGUGUGCUCUUCACUGGCAUUAUACCUGUGCUCCUGGUGUAUAGAAAGGAAAGGUCCUUUAUAUGUCUCGAUGUUCAAUCCUUUGUUGCUUGUCAUUGCUGCAUUUCUUAGUUGGAUUCUGCUUCGCGAAAAAUUAUACGUUGGAAUAGUGGUGGGGUCAAUCUUGACAGUUGCUGGACUCUAUGGUUUUCUUUGGGGGCAGAAAAAAGAGAUGAAGCAAAGUAAAAAUGGCGUAGAGGAAGAGGACAUGGUGGAGGCUAAUAAAGAGGACAACAAGGCUGACUUGGAAUUGCAAUUAGUUGAUAAUUCAGACUUGGAUGGUAUUCCCAUAAAUGUCCAAAGAGAACUUUGUGGGACAAAUAGGAAUUCCCACAACUAGCCUUAAUUAAUAUAUAUACAUGAAAAUAUUGUAUGUAUUAUGAAUAAAGCGAUAAACCAAAUUAAGAAGAGGGAAGAGAGAGCAAGUAAGUAAUCUAUAUGUUUUCUUCUCUCUUUUUUUUUAUAUAUUUUGGUUAUAACAUUGACUAUUUAUAGGCCUAAAGGAAGAACAAUUUGUAGAGGAAACACAUAA